AUGGGUCAUGCUGGUUGUGUCGCGUUUCUGCCAGUUGCCGGUGAGACCAUUGGUGCGGGAGAGGAAGGACAGAGCGUCGGUCUUGCAAAGUUUGGCACCCUGGACGCAAUGAGGUCAGAAUCAUGGGGUGACAGCAUGUCAAACCUGGGUUUGCUCGGGCUUGGGUCGCGAUUAAGCUUUUGGGUGCACGGCGUGCAGUUGGAAUUGGCCGGUCCGGAUGUUGUUCCUGGCCUCUGGGAGUCGGUAUCGCACACGUCCUCAGGGCCGAUUAGAUAUCCCGCAGAGUAUUCCGGUUAUGUCCACCAGUAGAAUGCUUUGCGCAUAAAGGCCUCAAUUUGGAGUGUACGGAGUGUACUCCUAGACAUUCUACGGAUUCAUGGUGUGCUAUGACGCGAUGGAGCUAGUGAGGCGCGUUAUCAAGAUCGAGCAUUGUCGCACUCUCUUGAGAUCCAUGGAUGGCAAGUAAAGAAGGGUAGCAUCGCAUGUAACACAUCUUGUCACGCCUACAUCUAAAGCAAGAAGUGGAAACAUCUCGUGUAUUCUAUAAACAAGUCGGCUAGGCCUAGGAACUAGGAAAACGUAGUAUGCAUGUAC
This is a messenger RNA of Alternaria rosae, 594 nucleotides long. RefSeq lists its product as uncharacterized. NCBI's taxonomy places the organism in Eukaryota, Fungi, Ascomycota, Dothideomycetes, Pleosporales, Pleosporaceae. Bases 1 to 309 code for a protein of 102 amino acids. The record is from RefSeq and is a predicted model, not a curated record. The transcript has 3 exons.